Messenger RNA from Bemisia tabaci, 1378 nucleotides. Its product is annotated as testicular acid phosphatase homolog. Gene Ontology annotation, biological process: dephosphorylation. Lineage: Eukaryota; Metazoa; Arthropoda; Insecta; Hemiptera; Aleyrodidae. The record is from RefSeq and is a predicted model, not a curated record. Gene Ontology annotation, molecular function: phosphatase activity.
UGCAUUGCAAAUUGGCCUCGUCGCAUUUCGACCGCGAUGAGAUAAACCUCGCGAUUCAAACGAUGCUAAGCCGGGUGACUGUCUCCGAUUCGUCGCCGCAAACGUUUUGGUUUGGGCUGGUUUGUUUGACCUUGCAAAUUGGCACCUCGUCCAACAGUCAGUGUGGCUUUGACUCCAGCCACUCUCAAAACAGAGUCCAGCUGUAUCAUGGCUUCGUGUCUGGGAGUAGUGUUUUUGGCGAUUUUCAGUGCUUUUUUCCCUUUUCAAACCGGGCAUGGAGCUGAGCCGACCCUCAAAUUUUUAAGUUUUAUUCAUCGACAUGGCGAGAGAGCUCCAAUUGAGACGUACCCAACUGAUCCAUAUAAAAAUGACUCAUAUUGGCCUGAGGGACGAGAGGAACUUCUAAGAGUCGGCAAAGUGAAUAUGCAUAAUUUGGGGAGAUUUAUUCGUGCAAGAUACGAUGGCUUCAUACCCAGGAAAUACAAAGCAACUGACUUGCUGGUGCGAUCAACUGCUACGAAUCGGGCUAUCAUGAGUGCUCAACUUGUGCUGUCCGGGCUGUACCCACCUCACGAUGAACAAGUCUGGGAUCGUGACAUUUGGGUCGCCAAAUUUUGGCAACCCAUUCCAGUUCAGGUGCUAGCUCCUUCCAUCGACGAUAUGUUAUGCGUAUCCAGGGUAUGUCCACUUCUUUACGAAGAUCGAAAGAAUUUUACGGGUGGUCCCUACCAAGAUAUUCGAGAGGAAAAUCAAGAGGUCCUUAAGUACAUACAAAACCACACAGGUUUGGAUUUCGAAUCGGACUCGGACAUUGGCAUAGUGUAUGAUAAUCUUUUGAUAGAGGAGGAACAAGGUCUCAAAUUACCCGAAUGGACAAAAAAAGUUUGGCCUGACACAGUAAUCUCCUUAUACCGUAGAGUUUCCGUUGCACUGAAGAAAAAUCCAACCUACACCAAGAUUAAUUCAGGUGUUUUGAUCAAUGAUCUGUUAACGACCAUGCGGAAAAAAAUAAACGAGACGGAGAGCUUCAGCCGUUUUUUCAAUUUGUACGCUGCUCAUGAUACGACAAUCCUCGGACUCUGGAGAGGGCUUGGGAUUAAGGAGCCGGAGUCUUGGCCAAGCUUCGGGGCCUUAUUCAUCGUUGAACUGCACGAAAUCGAGAAUAAACACCUUAUUAAAAUCCUGUACAAGAACCGAGCCACGGAUGAAGGACUGAAAGUUUUAAGUAUCCGAGACUGCACCAAGGACAAUGACAAAGAAGGGUGGUGCGAUUUUGAAGUUUUAGAGACCCUGAUGCAGGAUGCCGUUGUGACGAACUACGAUGAAGAAUGCUACAGCCCCUCUAUAUCAGCAGCAGACAUACCCAACGAAGCUUCGU